Molecule: messenger RNA, 7171 nt
Organism: Heterocephalus glaber (naked mole-rat)
Lineage: Eukaryota; Metazoa; Chordata; Mammalia; Rodentia; Bathyergidae
Source: RefSeq, a predicted model, not a curated record
CACCGGCGUCGGCGCUGUCCGCGCCCGGUGCUGACCAAGAUGGCAGGCGGCGCCCGGGCCCCGGCGAGCGCGGAGCUGCCCCGGCCGCGCGGCCACUGAGCCAGAGCCAUGUCGCUGCUCUGCGUGGGAGUCAAAAAAGCCAAGUUUGACGGUGCCCAAGAGAAAUUCAACACGUACGUGACCCUGAAGGUGCAGAAUGUCAAGAGCACGACAAUCGCCGUUCGAGGCAGCCAGCCCAGCUGGGAGCAGGACUUCAUGUUCGAGAUCAACCGCCUGGACCUGGGGCUGACCGUAGAGGUGUGGAACAAGGGUCUCAUCUGGGACACCAUGGUGGGCACCGUGUGGAUCCCACUGCGGACCAUCCGCCAGUCCAAUGAGGAGGGCCCGGGGGAGUGGCUGACGCUGGACUCCCAGGUCAUCAUGGCCGACAGCGAGAUCUGCGGCACCAAAGACCCCACUUUCCACCGCAUCCUGCUGGACACGCGCUUCGAGCUGCCCCUGGACAUCCCCGAGGAGGAGGCGCGCUACUGGGCCAAGAAGCUGGAGCAGCUGAACGCCAUGCGCGACCAGGACCAGUACUCCUUCCCAGACGAGCCGGAGAAGCCGCUGCCGGUGCCCAGCAGCCAGUGCUGCAACUGGAAUUACUUCGGCUGGGGUGAACAGAAUGAUGACCCCGACAGUGCAGUGGAUGACCGGGACAGUGACUAUCGCAGUGAGACGAGCAACAGCAUCCCACCACCCUACUACACCACCUCUCAGCCCAAUGCCUCAGUGCACCAGUAUUCUGUCCGCCCGCCGCCCCUGGGCUCCCGAGAGUCCUACAGCGACUCCAUGCAGAGCUACGAGGAGUUUUCCGAGCCACAGGCCCUCAGUCCCACGGGCAGCAGCCGCUACGCGUCAUCUGGCGAGCUGAGCCGGGGCAGCUCACAGCUGAGCGAGGACUUCGACCCCGAGGAGCAGAGCCUGCAGGGCUCGGAGCUGGAGGACGAGCGGGACCGCGACUCCUACCACUCGUGCCACAGCUCGGUGAGCUACCAGCAGGACUCGCCGCGCUGGGACCAGGACGCCGAGGAGCUGGACGAGGAGGAGCUGGAGGAGGAGGAGCUGGAGGAGGAGGAAGAGGAGGCUGUGCCCGACGACCUGGCCAGCUACGCCCUGCGCCAGGAGCCCGCGGUGGCUGAGCCCAAGGACUUCAAGCGCGUGAGCCUCCCUCCCACCGUCCCCGAGAAGGAGGCGGCAGCCCCGGGGCUGCCCACCGAGGGCCCCGACCUAGCCAAGGCAGCCCCUAAGCCGGCCACGACCGAGGAGACGCCCGCACCUGAGCCCCCCGAGGCGGAGGAGAGUUUCAGGCCCCAAGAGGAUGAAGGCCGGGAAGGCCAGGACUCCAUGUCCAGGGCCAAGGCCAACUGGCUGCGCGCCUUCAACAAGGUGCGGAUGCAGCUUCAGGAGGCCCGGGGAGAAGGAGAGCCCAAGUCCCUGUGGUUCAAGGGCAGCCCUGGAGGUGGCCUUAUCAUCAUCGAUAGCAUGCCAGACAUCCGCAAGAGGAAGCCCAUCCCGCUCGUGAGCGACCUGGCCAUGUCCCUGGUCCAGUCCCGAAAGGCGGGCAUCACGUCGGCUCUAGCCUCCAGCACGCUGAACAAUGAGGAGCUGAAAAACCACGUUUACAAGAAGACCCUGCAAGCCUUAAUCUACCCCAUCUCCUGCACCACACCGCACAACUUCGAGGUGUGGACGGCCACCACGCCUACCUACUGCUACGAGUGCGAGGGGCUGCUGUGGGGCAUCGCGCGGCAGGGCAUGCGCUGCACCGAGUGCGGCGUCAAGUGCCAUGAGAAGUGCCAGGACCUGCUCAACGCCGACUGCCUGCAGCGGGCCGCGGAGAAGAGCUCCAAGCACGGCGCCGAGGACCGAACGCAGAACAUCAUCAUGGUGCUCAAGGACCGCAUGAAGAUCCGGGAGCGCAACAAGCCCGAGAUCUUCGAGCUCAUCCAGGAGGUCUUCGCCGUGACCAAGUCGGCGCACACGCAGCAGAUGAAGGCGGUGAAGCAGAGCGUGCUGGAUGGCACGUCCAAGUGGUCGGCCAAGAUCAGCAUCACGGUGGUCUGCGCCCAGGGCCUGCAGGCCAAGGACAAGACGGGCUCCAGCGACCCUUACGUCACGGUCCAGGUCGGCAAGACCAAGAAACGGACGAAAACCAUCUACGGCAACCUCAACCCCGUGUGGGAGGAGAACUUCCACUUCGAAUGUCACAACUCCUCCGACCGCAUCAAGGUGCGCGUGUGGGAUGAGGACGACGACAUCAAGUCCCGCGUGAAGCAGAGGUUCAAGAGAGAGUCGGACGACUUCCUGGGGCAGACGAUCAUCGAGGUGCGGACGCUCAGCGGCGAGAUGGACGUGUGGUACAACCUGGACAAGAGAACUGACAAGUCUGCAGUGUCAGGUGCCAUCCGGCUGCACAUCAGCGUGGAGAUCAAGGGUGAGGAGAAGGUGGCCCCCUACCAUGUCCAGUACACCUGCCUGCACGAGAACCUCUUCCACUUCGUGACGGACGUGCAGAACAACGGUGUCGUGAAGAUCCCGGACGCCAAGGGCGACGACGCCUGGAAGGUUUACUACGACGAGACGGCCCAAGAGAUCGUGGACGAGUUCGCCAUGCGCUAUGGCGUGGAGUCCAUCUACCAAGCCAUGACCCACUUCGCCUGCCUGUCCUCCAAGUACAUGUGCCCCGGGGUGCCCGCCGUCAUGAGCACCCUGCUCGCCAACAUCAACGCCUACUACGCGCACACCACCGCCUCCACCAACGUGUCUGCCUCCGACCGCUUCGCCGCCUCCAACUUCGGGAAAGAGCGGUUCGUGAAGCUCCUGGACCAGCUGCACAACUCGCUGCGGAUCGACCUCUCCAUGUACCGGAACAACUUCCCAGCCAGCAGCCCAGAGAGGCUCCAGGACCUCAAAUCCACUGUUGACCUUCUCACCAGCAUCACCUUCUUCCGGAUGAAGGUCCAGGAGCUGCAGAGCCCACCCCGAGCCAGCCAGGUGGUGAAGGACUGCGUGAAAGCCUGCCUCAACUCGACCUACGAGUACAUCUUCAACAACUGUCAUGAGCUCUACAGCCGAGAGUACCAGGCAGACCCGGCCAAGAAGGGGGAGGUCCCCCCAGAGGAGCAGGGCCCCAGCAUCAAGAACCUCGACUUCUGGUCCAAGCUGAUCACCCUCAUAGUGUCCAUCAUCGAGGAAGACAAGAACUCUUACACCCCCUGCCUCAACCAGUUUCCCCAGGAGCUGAAUGUGGGCAAGAUCAGCGCUGAAGUGAUGUGGAAUCUGUUUGCCCAAGACAUGAAGUAUGCCAUGGAGGAGCAUGACAAGCACCGCCUGUGCAAGAGCGCCGACUACAUGAACCUGCACUUCAAGGUCAAGUGGCUCUACAACGAGUAUGUGGCCGAGCUGCCCACCUUCAAGGACGGCGUGCCCGAGUACCCCGCGUGGUUCGAGCCCUUUGUCAUCCAGUGGCUGGACGAGAACGAGGAGGUGUCCCGGGACUUCCUGCAUGGUGCCCUGGAACGCGACAAGAAGGAUGGGUUCCAGCAGACCUCGGAACAUGCCCUGUUCUCCUGCUCGGUGGUGGAUGUCUUCUCCCAGCUCAACCAGAGCUUUGAGAUCAUCAAGAAGCUCGAAUGCCCUGACCCCCGGAUUGUGGGGCACUACAUGAGGCGCUUUGCCAAGACCAUCAGCAAUGUGCUCCUCCAGUACGCUGACAUCAUCUCCAAGGACUUCGCCUCCUACUGCUCCAAGGAGAAGGAGAAAGUGCCCUGCAUCCUCAUGAACAACACGCAGCAGCUCCGCGUCCAGCUUGAGAAGAUGUUUGAGGCCAUGGGAGGCAAAGAGCUCGAUGCCGAGGCCAGCGACAUCCUGAAGGAGCUUCAAGUGAAACUCAACAACGUCCUGGAUGAGCUCAGCCGGGUGUUUGCGACCAGCUUCCAGCCGCACAUCGAAGAGUGUGUCAAACAGAUGGGCGACAUCCUCAGCCAGGUGAAGGGCACGGGCAAUGUGCCCGCCAGUGCCUGCAGCAGUGUGGCCCAGGAUGCUGACAAUGUGCUCCAGCCCAUCAUGGACCUGCUGGACAGCAACUUGACUCUCUUCGCCAAAAUCUGCGAGAAGACGGUGCUGAAGCGGGUGCUCAAGGAGUUGUGGAAGCUGGUCAUGAACACCAUGGAGAAGGCCAUCGUCCUGCCACCGCUUACCGACCAGACGAUGAUCGGCACCCUCUUGAGAAAGCAUGGCAAGGGAUUAGAAAAGGGCAGGGCGAAACUGCCAGGCCACUCAGACGGAACCCAGAUGAUCUUCAAUGCAGCCAAGGAGCUGGGCCAGCUCUCCAAACUCAAGGACCACAUGGUACGAGAAGAGGCCAGAAGCCUGACCCCGAAGCAGUGUGCAGUGGUUGAACUGGCUCUGGACACCAUCAAGCAAUAUUUCCACGCGGGGGGCGUGGGCCUCAAGAAGACCUUCCUGGAGAAGAGCCCGGACCUGCAGUCCCUGCGCUACGCCCUGUCGCUCUACACGCAGGCCACCGACCUGCUCAUCAAGACCUUCGUGCAGACCCAGUCGGCGCAGGUCCACGGUGGCAAGGGAGCUAGGUUUACCCUUAGCGAAGACAUUUAUCCUGAGAAGGGCUCGGGUGUAGAAGACCCCGUGGGCGAAGUCUCUGUCCACGUUGAGCUCUUCACUCACCCAGGAACCGGGGAACAAAAGGUCACAGUGAAAGUGGUGGCUGCCAAUGACCUCAAGUGGCAGACCUCAGGCAUCUUCCGACCAUUCAUCGAGGUCAACAUCAUCGGGCCCCAGCUCAGCGACAAGAAACGCAAGUUUGCCACCAAAUCCAAGAACAACAGCUGGGCGCCCAAGUACAACGAGAGCUUUCAGUUCACGCUGAGCGCCGACGCGGGCCCCGAGUGCUACGAGCUGCAGGUGUGCGUCAAGGAUUACUGCUUUGCGCGGGAGGACCGCACGGUGGGGCUGGCCGUGCUGCAGCUGCGCGAGCUGGUCCAGCGCGGGAGCGCCGCCUGCUGGCUACCUCUCGGCCGCCGCAUCCACAUGGACGACACCGGCCUCACAGUGCUGCGCAUCCUCUCGCAGCGCAGCAAUGACGAGGUGGCCAAGGAGUUCGUCAAGCUCAAGUCCGACACGCGGUCGGCUGAGGAAGGCGGCUCUACGCCUGCGCAGUAGCGCGGGGGAGAGAGAGAAAGCCGGGCGGGUGGCACUGCGCCUGCGCGCAGUAGGGUGGGGCUCGCUGAGAGGGAACUGCGCCUGCGCCCUGGACAUGUCUCCGUCCUCCAGGGACUUGAGCGGCGGAUGCCCUGCCCUGUAAGAGCCCAUCCAGGACGUUGAAGGAAGAAGCCACACCCCUCCCCGAGGCCACGCCCCCACCCAAGGGGCCUUUCGCGGGGACGCGGCUGGCCACCUCCUGUCCCCUGGAAAAGCCAUAGCCGGGGCCCAGCCCGCCUGAGACCAUUGCCAAGCACGCAGCCUCAGCCCCGCGCGGCGGCGGGGUGAGCAGGGCUUCCCGACCGAGGUGGCGGGGGCUGAUGUGCAGAAAACGAGGGCAGGGGAGUUCAAAAGCACACGCGCCCUUGGGCGCCAAGCCCUGGGCCCGGCGGGCACUGGGGCUGCGCACGGCCUCUGUGCCCCGACACCCCAGCCUGCCCGUGGCAGGGGCGCCAACCCUGCGGCCCAUUUUCCCAGUGCCGUGAUCCCACCGCGUCCCAAGGCCCAAGCCCGCACUAGGCCCCGCUGCUGCUAACGGCAGGCCCGACCAGGCCAUACCCACCGUCCCCUCUGCCAAGCAAGACCCUCCUCCACCUUCCUCCCAGACCUCACGCGAAGAGUGAGGAUUGGGGUCCCCAUCCUCCCCAUCGCCGCUUCCUCUCCCAGAACUGAGCAGCCAGGAAAGAACAGGAAGAGCCCGGAAACUAGGUGUGCGCGCGGGAGCGUGAUGCGUUCAGAGCCAGGCCCCGGAAUCUCCCCCACUCAUCCCCACGCUGGCCGCAGGACUCUGGCUUCAGGGCCCCGGGUGGGAGGCUCUUCCUCCCGAGACAGUUGGGGUAACCUACGGAAGGUGGCCUCAGUCAGCGCGGUCUCUACACACCUGCUGCUGCACCUGGACCCCAAGUGAGGCCGGCAGGGGAGGACUGAACAGACCAGAGAGUCGCUGGACCUCAGGCGGGGCGGGGUUCCGGAGGUGGAUAUUCAGUCGUGGCUGGAGGCCGCUCACUGCAAAAGACCCUCCCUCUGCCCCUCAGGACUUGCCCCCCUCCUGUCCCCUCCAGUCCAACCCUGAUGCUGUCAGACUGGGAGAGCUGAAGUCUGCUUUCUGCAGGACUGGGGCCACCCCUCUCCGGGUGGCAGGGAGGUUGUGCGGGCCGGAAGAGACCUGAGCAUGCAGGACAGGAGACAGAGCCCAGGAAUGCCGCGGGUGCAAAGGCUCCAGGGCGGGAGGCCAGGGAGGAGACCUCUCUUCUGCUGUCCCACAACCAGGCCAGGCGGUGCCCACCCCACCCAGGCCCUGCCCAAGACCCAGUCUGCUCCCCAUCAGACACGCAAAAAAUCUCGACCCCGACGCGCAACCCUUGGGGCCACUGGGCUGGGCUCUGAGUCACCGCGCGCCCCUCGUGUCCAUCCUGCCGAACCGGGCGAGGGUCGCAGCCUUUCCUAAGAAUCGUUAAGGACCAAAGUCGUCUUCGCUGACAGCUGUUCCUUUUCUCUUCGCCUUUUCUUUUUUAAAGAGAGAAAUCAAACUGACAGUGUCAAGCAGACCCUCCCCGCGGCUCGACACAGGGCACAGGUGGCUGGCGAUGCCCGCCCAGCCCCGCCCCGCUCGCCAGGCCCCGGCCCUGCCGGCUGCCGUCCCCGCAUGUGAUUGCCAACGUGAAGCCCAGUCGUCGUCUGGUUUCUGUUCCCUUCUGUUCUCCUUUUCUACCCCCGCGCCAUCGGUCAGUGCCCCGUCCGAAGAGGCGUGCUCAUUUCCCUGUAAAUACGUGACUUGGGACACAAGUUCAAAGCAAACGACAAGUGCUCAUGAAUGCAUGGUGUUGAGAUGUUUUGCACUACUCUGACUUUUUGGUCUCUGUAAAAAUAUUUUAUUAACAGCAGACAUUAAAAAAGAAAAAGCACACGG